AUGAGCAAGAAGCGGAAACGAAAUGAAGACACCACUACCGAUGCGGGCCAGCAACACACUGCCCCCAAAACGGUAAUCCAACAUGAGAAGGAUUCAGCGAGUACAACAUGCACCACUAACCUGAGGGACGAGAUAACGAGGGAUAGCGCUAUAAGUAAAAUUAAGAACAAGUUUACUGCUGCAACGAAUGAUAGACCAAAUAUCAAUCGAAAUACCCAAGACAAAAAACGAAAUGGCCUUACCACUGGCGCAGUGCAUACGCCUUUAAAAGACCGAGCCAAAGCGCUAUACCACGUUCGCAAGCAGCUACCAAUAUUUUCCUAUGGAGAUGAAAUUAGAAGAAACCUCCAGCGCAAUGAUGUAUUGUUGCUCGUUGGCGAGACAGGUAGUGGUAAGAGUACGCAGGUACCACAGUUUUUGGUAGAUGAAGAAUGGGCGCAGGCAAGGACUGUAAAGGUUGCUCCAACGACAAUGAACGAGAAAUCAAAAUCUCAGACCAAGUCAGCAAAUGGAGACCACGAUCCACCUCACAAGGAGUCUGAUGUGAAGGACAUUACGGUUGGUGGAUGCAUCGCCAUCACGCAACCUCGACGUGUCGCAGCCGUGUCCCUGGCGAGGCGCGUGGCAGACGAAAUGGGGACACCAUUGGGAAAUUCCUCACCUGCAAGUAAAGUGGGAUAUUCCGUACGGUUUAAUUCUUCGACGUCACCUAAUACCAAGAUCAAGUUCUUGACGGAGGGGAUGUUACUCCAGGAGAUGUUGACGGAUCCUUGGUUGACCAAGUACAGCGCUGUUGUUGUUGAUGAAGUACAUGAACGUGGCGUUAAUGUUGAUCUUAUUUUGGGGUUUUUGAGACUUAUUGUUUCGGGGAAGAACGAGGGGAGAGGUGGGCUUCCGUUGAAAGUGGUCGUUAUGAGUGCGACGGCUGACAUGGAAAGUUUACUUUCGUUCUUUGGGGAGGGACUAAAACAGCGAGAGGAUCGAGGAGCGGAUUCGGGAUCGGAAUGGAAUGGAAAAUCGGACGAAGAUACCAAUUGCGAAAUGGAUAAGGUGAAGCACAAUAAUUAUAAACCUUCCGACGGGGUUACGCCAUCGCCAUCAAAAGACAUAUCUGUUUGCCAUAUAAAGGGCCGUCAAUACCCUGUCAAAGUUAUUUAUUCUCCUGAGCCAGUUCACGAUUUCGUGGACGCAGCACUCCAGACCAUUUUCCAGAUCCAUAUGAAAGAACCUCUGCCGGGAGAUGUCCUGGUAUUCCUAACAGGUCAAGAAACAGUGGAAUCUCUCGAGGCGCUUGUUAACGAAUACGCGCUCACUAUGGACCCUGCUUUGCCCAAAGUACAAGUACUUCCCUUAUUUGCCGCUCUCCCUCAAGCAGCACAGCAACGAGUCUUUAUUCCAGCACACAGAACGCGCAAAGUAAUCAUAUCUACCAAUAUCGCAGAAACAUCCGUCACCGUUACCGGUGUUCGCUACGUUGUGGACUGCGGAAAAGCCAAGAUGAAACAAUUCCGCGCGCGUCUUGGUUUGGAUUCGCUGCUUGUUAAACCGAUAUCCAAGUCUGCAGCAAUUCAGCGGAAAGGUCGUGCAGGGAGAGAAGCGCCUGGUCAAUGCUACAGGCUUUAUACAGAAAAGGAUUACUUGGCUUUACAAGAGACGAACACACCUGAGAUUUUGCGCUGCGACUUGAGCCAGGCGAUUUUAAACAUGAAAGCGAGGGGCGUUGAUGACAUUAUGUGUUUCCCUUUCUUAACCCGGCCCUCUAGAGAGGCUCUUGAGAAAGCGCUCCUGCAACUAUUCAGUAUCCAGGCACUUGAUGAAACGGGCAAAAUCAGCGAGAUUGGUGUGAGAAUCGCCAAACUUCCUCUCACUGUGCAGUUAGGUCGUGUGCUUCUAGCUAGUGCGAAAUACGGACCAGACUGUUUGCGCAAUGUCAUCGAUAUCAUUUCAUGCCUUAGUGUUGAGAACAUUUUCCUUAGCACAACGUCUGAGGAGAAGAAAAAUGAAGCAGAAAAAGCGAGGCGGGAUCUGUAUCGGAGAGAAGGGGAUCAUCUGACCAUGCUUGCUACAGUCAGGGCGUAUGCGGGUGAAAAGUCGGAUCGGAAGGCAUGGGCAGGUAGACAUCUUGUUUCACAUCGCGCAAUGCAGGCAGUCAUGGAUGUCCGAAAACAAUUAAUAACGCGAUGUCGACAAGCUAAACUCCUUCCAGAUGAUAACGACACCACCAGCACUAAGAUCAAUCAUACGAUAUCCUCGGAAGAAAACCCUAUCUCGAUCCUAAAAUCUUUCCUCACAGGGUUCGCUUCCAACACUGCCCGUCUCUCCCCUGAUGGGAGCUAUAAAACCAUCGUGGGAAAUCAGACAGUUGCCAUCCAUCCAUCUAGCAUCUUAUACGGCCGCAAAGUCGAGGCAAUCAUGUAUAACGAGUACGUAUUUACCAACCGAAGCUAUGCAAGGGGGGUAAGUGCUGUGCAACUAGAUUGGGUCGGCGAAGCUUUAGGAAGUUUAGGGGGAGACUAG
Molecule: messenger RNA, 2517 nt
Organism: Histoplasma mississippiense
Lineage: Eukaryota; Fungi; Ascomycota; Eurotiomycetes; Onygenales; Ajellomycetaceae
Exons: 2
Coding region: 1-2517 (838 amino acids)
Cellular component (GO): intracellular anatomical structure; catalytic step 2 spliceosome
Molecular function (GO): RNA binding
Source: RefSeq, a predicted model, not a curated record